Messenger RNA from Paramuricea clavata, 902 nucleotides. The record is from the annotation of a GenBank genome assembly. Lineage: Eukaryota; Metazoa; Cnidaria; Anthozoa; Malacalcyonacea; Plexauridae.
AUGAAAAACUUCAACGUUGAUAGAUUCAAAAAUGAAUUAACCAGUUUACCAUGGUCACUUGUUGAUAAUCUUGAAAAUGCAAAUGACCGAUGGGAAUUGUGGAAAUCGAUGUUUAUGAAUGUUGUUGAUAAUCACGCUCCAUUAAAACGUAAGCGGCUUAGAAAUAAAAAAGUCCCUGGAUGAAUGCAAAUCUAAAACAAUUAUUUUUGCAAAGAGACAAACUUAAGAAAUUAGCGGUGGUGUCAAAAAAUCCAGCUGACUGAAAAAAAUUCAAAGAUGCGAGAAAUACGUGCAAUAAUAAAAUUAGACAAGCAAAAACCGAUUAUUACCAUCAAUAUUUUAAAACAAAUUCGGGAAAUCCAAAAGAAAUUUGGAAAUCAAUCAAUGAGCUAAUGUCUCGUAAUGCUAAGUCAGACGACAUCUCUCAUCUUACGUGCAAUGAUAGAGUGAUCAGUGACUCAGCUGACGUAACAUAGUGUUUUAAUAAUCAUUUUGCAGAAAUUGGGUUGAAAUUGAGACUUGAUGAACCGGAUGAAUUAAAUAAUUGCGUGGUAUGUUUUGGUCAUUAUUUAAAACAAGCGGAUACGGUUUUCACGUUAGAUUUGACAACACCAAGUGCUGUUUUUAAGUUACUCUCUUCAUUGCAGGAAGGAAAAGCAAUGGGUCUUGAUGAGAUUCCGGCUAAAUUGUUAAAAUGCGCCGCGUCAGUGAUAUCAGACUCAUUAUGCAACUUAUUUAACUGCUCAAUAGCAACUGGUGUAUUUCCAGAUGAUUGGAAAAUUGCAAAAGUUAAGCCACUUCAUAAAGGAGAUGCAAAAGAUCUUUUAAAUAACUACAGACCAAUUUCUGUUCUAAGUGCUGUGAGCAAAAUCUUUGAACGAAUCGUUUAUGACCAGUUGUAA